GCCUCCCUCCCCUCCAUACAUGCAUACACGCACACACAUACACGCACGCAUACACGCGCACGCAUACACGCACACGCAUACACGCACACGCAUACACACACAUAUACGCCGCGCCUCGCCUCCCGCAUAUGGACGCACACGCGCCCUGUCCCGAGUCCAGCAUGGGGAAUGACAGCGCCAGCGACGGCCCCGACAACACCAGUGACUUCGCAGCCCCCCGGGCAGAUCUCGUCCCCAUGAGCGAGUUCACCGAGGACGAUAGCGAUGGGUAUGACGAGGAGGAUGAGGACCGCGGCGCCCCGCCGGGGGACUACUAUCAGCCCCUGGGGGAUGGCCCGGCGUCGGACGAUGAGCUGGCCCUGGCCAUGGCAUACGGCCUGACCACCAUGGAUCUGGAUGGCGAGGGCUUCGACUCGGACGGCACGAUGUCCGACGAGCCGGAUGCGGCCGGCCCCGCCACGGCUCCCCUGGCCGACCUGGAUGACGAGCAGGUGGACUCGCUGGUGAAGGCCCUCCUGGCGGAGGAUGACCGCCAGGCGUCGCUCUUUGUCAGCCCGGGUGCCCUGCCUGCCCGGAAGGCUGGCCGCCCAGCCUCGGCCCCGGCUGUGGAGGGGAGCGGUGUUGGCCGGCAUGGCCGUGACUCCUCGGCUCGCGGCCUGGAUGCCGAGCUGGACCCGCUGCCCACCCUCGGGGGCGACGUCGACGAGUUCCUCCGCGGCGAUUAUGUCCAACUUAGUUCCGGCCCAAGGCCAACCUUCCUCCUGACAUCCCGGCCCACAGAGGCCGAGGACCAAUCGCUCGACACCGAAACCAUCCGGUCGAUCAUGCAAGGGAUCUCCUUCCCCGCGAGCGCCGUCCCGGAGUGGGCCGGUCACGUGGACGAAGCAGACUGGCUGCCGGUCAUCCGUCGGAGGGAGUGAACAUGGCGAAAGUCCAGCACCCCCGGGCUGGCACCUAUGCCGGAUUGUUCUGCUGCGCCCCACUUACAUUCUCCUACUCAAGAAACCAGUUUCACCGUCA
Fonticula alba is the source of this 1020-nucleotide messenger RNA. RefSeq lists its product as hypothetical. Lineage: Eukaryota; Rotosphaerida; Fonticulaceae. The record is from RefSeq and is a predicted model, not a curated record. Bases 129 to 920 code for a protein of 263 amino acids. The transcript has 3 exons.